AGAACACGCAGGGCAAUGAUGGCGGCUCUCAGUGUGGCUCGAAGCAGUUGCGGGCUGAUAAACGGGUUGAGGGCAUCUUUCAGGAGUUUAGCGCCAGUGAAACAUGGCGCAGUCGCCGCCGCGGUGCCGCAGACGAACCUUUUACGAGACUGUCGCUGGUAUUGUGUCAGCCACCUUUCCGUCAAGGAGAGGAUUGACAAGAAACGGAAGGCGGCGCUAGUCGGGGGAGGUCAGAAGAGAAUAGAUGCACAACACAAAAGGGGUAAGUUGACAGCAAGGGAGCGACUGGAGCUCCUGCUGGACCCCGAGUCCUUUGUGGAGUCGGACAUGUUCGUGGAGCAUCGCUGCUCUGACUUCGGCAUGGAGCAGGAUAGAAACAAGUUCCCGGGUGACAGCGUCGUGACAGGCCGAGGCCGGAUCAAUGGCAGGCUGGUUUAUGUUUUCAGUCAGGACUUCACAGUGUUUGGUGGCAGUCUGUCUGGAGCUCAUGCACAGAAGAUCUGCAAGAUUAUGGACCAGGCCAUGACAGUUGGAGCCCCGGUCAUCGGGCUGAACGACUCUGGAGGAGCUCGGAUCCAGGAAGGAGUGGAGUCUCUGGCUGGUUAUGCAGAUAUAUUCCUGAGGAAUGUGUUGGCUUCAGGAGUCGUCCCUCAGAUCUCCCUCAUCAUGGGUCCCUGUGCAGGAGGAGCUGUCUACUCCCCUGCCCUGACAGACUUCACCUUCAUGGUGAAGGACACAUCAUACCUGUUCAUCACAGGACCUGAUGUUGUGAAGUCUGUCACCAACGAAGACGUAACUCAAGAGGAGCUCGGCGGAGCCAAAACUCACACCACCGUGUCUGGAGUGGCUCAUCAUGCAUUUGAGAAUGACAUCGAGGCCUUGCUCAAUAUGCGAGAGUUCUUCAACUUCCUGCCGCUAAGCAAUCAGGAUCCCGCACCUAUCAGGGAGUGCCACGACCCCAGCGAUCGUCUGGUAUCGUCAUUGGACACCAUCGUCCCGUUUGAGUCUACUAAAGCCUACGACAUGCUGGACAUCGUUCACACAAUAGUGGAUGACAGGGACUUCUUUGAAAUCAUGCCCAACUACGCCAAAAACAUUGUGGUGGGAUUUGCUCGCAUGAACGGACGCACUGUUGGCAUUGUGGGUAACCAGCCCAAAGUGGCCUCUGGUUGUUUGGACAUCAACUCCUCAGUGAAGGGGGCCCGCUUUGUACGCUUCUGUGAUGCUUUCAAUAUUCCCAUCAUCACCUUUGUGGAUGUUCCGGGCUUCCUGCCAGGUACCGCUCAGGAGUACGGGGGCAUCAUCCGACAUGGAGCCAAACUGCUGUAUGCAUUUGCAGAGGCCACCGUCCCGAAAAUCACCGUCAUCACCAGAAAGGCUUAUGGAGGAGCCUACGACGUGAUGAGCUCCAAACACUUGAGGGGAGAUGUGAACUACGCCUGGCCCUCAGCUGAGGUCGCCGUCAUGGGUGCCAAGGGUGCUGUGCAGAUUAUCUUCAGAGGAAAGGAGAACCAGGCUGAGGCAGAGGCCGAAUACGUGGAGAAGUUCGCCAACCCCUUCCCAGCUGCUGUCAGAGGUUUUGUGGACGACAUCAUCGAGCCGUCGACCACUCGCAAGAGGAUCUGCAGAGAUCUGGAGGUGCUGGCCAGCAAGAAGCAGGUCAACCCCUGGAAGAAACACGCCAACAUUCCUCUGUGAAACGCGCCCAAGCCGUUUCCACAUUAACGCAAUCUGAAGGCUCUCGCUGUGGGAUUUUCCUGAUACUGACGUCACAUUCAGAUGAACGGUACACUGUGGCGACAACUUGCCUGCCAAGCGGGCGUUUGUGGUCAUAUUUAACUGUCAUUUACCACUCCGCUGAAAGCACCACAUAAAGAUACACUCCCUGAUUUUGGAAGUGUUCAAUAGCAAAUUUCCUUCCAGCUCUCUGCUUAUGUUUUAAAUUAUAAACUAUUUUAAAACUGUGGAGCUGUGGAGAGAGUUUUGGGAACGAUCAGUGCUCUGUAAACAAAAUCAGCAUGUGUAUCUUUACAUCUUCACCACUGAUACACCGUAUGUUAACAGGAAAAUCCUACACACAUUUUACAUUACCUGAACAGUACACUACAGCCGUCACACACAUUUAAGGUCGUCAUGUCAGUAGUGGCCAUAUUGGUGACUAUUGUUGGUAUGAUUUGACCAGAAUAUUUGAGAACAAGAGUGUAUCUGAAAGGGCAGAUUUGGUGUCACCACUGAGGCAACUGAUGAUCGUUUUAGUGGAAAAUGCAAACAUACUGUAGUCUGUUGCCAUGUGUGCUUCCACAGUUGUUAAUGUACUGUAUUUAGUUAUAAAGGGUUCUGGUUUGUAUAGUAGUUUGCUCUUUCAGACACACUCCCUGUGUUUGAUGUCCUCCGUUAAGGUCAAGAAAAAAAAAAAAAAUCAUCCCUACAACCUGGAAGUGUGCCUUUUCUUUGUCCGGCAGGCUCUGCUCUGCCAUUUGUAAAAUAAAUCCUGGACUCAAAACACGUGUUUUGUUUACUUUUAGCAAUG
Messenger RNA from Chelmon rostratus (copperband butterflyfish), 2530 nucleotides. RefSeq names its product propionyl-CoA carboxylase subunit beta (gene pccb). Gene Ontology annotation, molecular function: propionyl-CoA carboxylase activity. The record is from RefSeq and is a predicted model, not a curated record. Bases 16 to 1698 code for a protein of 560 amino acids. Gene Ontology annotation, cellular component: mitochondrion. Lineage: Eukaryota; Metazoa; Chordata; Actinopteri; Chaetodontiformes; Chaetodontidae. The transcript has 15 exons.